GUUCAACUGAAAUUCGUCGAGUGCGUUCCACAAUCCCAAAGCCCUCGACAAACACUCCUCUCUCUGCCCUCCGCCAAGCUUCUUUCCCCCCCUCCUUCAACUCCGAAGCGAACUGACGCCCAGCGCAAGGCGAACCCUGCGCCGACACCAGCCCAGCACCGAAUGACCGCAACACCAUCCGACGCAACCUCCCCAGCCCGUCCUCCGUGCUCCUCGCGAACGGCUACGAACAUAGCUCUUGGACCGUCCCCAAGUUCAUGACUUGCGCCGUCCCAAGCCACCCGACCUCUCUCCUUCCGUCUGACCCUCCGCGCGCCGGACGACCGCACACACUUUCAAAUAAAGACCGAGCAUGUGCCCCGCGCCUGAUCAUGGAGGCUCUGCCAUAGAUGAUUCCCGACCCGAAGACAACGCCAACACCCUCAACAACACCAUCGACGGCGAACACAACCCCUCCGAGCCUGUAGUCUUGGCCGGCGCCGAUAUCCGCACCAGAGCCCGGACAAUGACGAGCACCGAGGAAAUCGACAACACCAUAAUCCGGCCGGGCUCCGUCCGCAUCAAUGUCAAGGGCGCAUUCAUCGUCGAUCCGGACUCGAGUUCUCCGAGGAGCAAUGGCCGAGGUUCCCCGACCCACCACGAGACGAGCGAUAUUCGCCUGCCUAACCACCAUGCUGUCGUGAGCCAUAUCGCCGUUGACAUUGGCGGCUCCUUGAUCAAGCUCGUCUACUUUACGCGCGAGGCGCACUCCACCGAGCCCGGCGGUCGUCUCAACUUUCUCAAUUUCGAGACCGAUCGCAUCGACGACUGCAUUGAGUUCAUGCGCCACCUUAAGGACAAGCAGCAGACCCUCAAUGGCUCUCAACCGAACGAAUUGAGCGUUAUGGCGACGGGAGGCGGCGCUUUCAAGUUCUACGACAAGAUGCGGGAUGUCCUGGGCGUAGAUGUGUUGCGCGAGGAAGAGAUGGAAUGUUUGAUAAUUGGCCUCGACUUCUUCAUUACCGAGAUACCCCGCGAAGUCUUCACGUACAGCGAAACCGACCCCAUGCACUUUGUCUCACCUUCAGAAAACAUUUACCCCUACCUCCUCGUCAACAUAGGUUCCGGCGUCUCGAUGCUAAAGGUCUCGGGACCCCGUCAAUACCAACGUGUAGGCGGAACCUCGCUCGGCGGUGGUACGCUUUGGGGCCUGCUCUCCCUCCUGACAGGCGCUCGCACUUUUGAUGAGAUGCUCGACCUGUCAGAGCGGGGGGAUAAUGCCAAAGUCGACAUGCUUGUCGGCGACAUCUACGGGGGAGAUUAUGGCAAAAUUGGCCUCAAGAGCACCACAAUUGCAUCGUCGUUUGGCAAGGUCUUCCGCAUGAAGCGCACAGCCGAGAAUGAAGCGGAAGACCACGGUGGACUACACAAUGGCGAUAACAAGAACACAUCUCCGCCACCGGAAGCCUCAGCUGAAGAUGGCCCUCAGGGAGCAGCAGAGCACUCCUCAGAAGAGCCCUUCUCUGGGGCAGAUGUCUCGCGUUCGCUGCUAUAUGCGAUAUCCAACAACAUUGGCCAGAUCGCCUUUCUCCAAUCGCAAAUCCACAACCUGGACCACAUCUACUUUGGAGGAUCCUUUAUUCGUGGGCAUAGACAAACGAUCAAUACCCUCAGCUACGCCAUCAAGUUCUGGUCUCAAGGCAAGAAGCAGGCCUACUUCCUCCGUCACGAGGGCUACCUGGGCUCCGUCGGUGCCUUCCUCAAGCGCCAACCUCGCAACUGGGGUCGUCGUGGUUCUCUUGAACAAGCAGAGCCCAUGGAGAAGCGCAUCCAGAAUCGCAGGAUACACGACGUUGAGAUGCAAAGCCUCGUCGACGACUACGCUUCCGACUCUGGACGCGAAUCAGGACGCGACUAGCCAAUAAGC
Molecule: messenger RNA, 1906 nt
Organism: Colletotrichum scovillei
Lineage: Eukaryota; Fungi; Ascomycota; Sordariomycetes; Glomerellales; Glomerellaceae
Exons: 3
Coding region: 353-1897 (514 amino acids)
Biological process (GO): coenzyme A biosynthetic process
Cellular component (GO): nucleus; cytosol
Molecular function (GO): ATP binding; pantothenate kinase activity
Source: RefSeq, a predicted model, not a curated record